Molecule: messenger RNA, 1695 nt
Organism: Anoplophora glabripennis (Asian longhorned beetle)
Lineage: Eukaryota; Metazoa; Arthropoda; Insecta; Coleoptera; Cerambycidae
Product: zinc finger protein 235-like
Exons: 2
Coding region: 1-942 (313 amino acids)
Biological process (GO): regulation of transcription by RNA polymerase II
Cellular component (GO): nucleus
Molecular function (GO): DNA-binding transcription factor activity, RNA polymerase II-specific; RNA polymerase II transcription regulatory region sequence-specific DNA binding
Source: RefSeq, a predicted model, not a curated record
AUGCAUAUACCGCAGGAUUAUCAAACAUCGGAACAAAGGAGCAAAAAGACUAGAAGGAAAAGACGCAAAGCCCAGAAGGGCAAGAAGUCGAAGAAAACGGAGGAUCACCCCCCACCCCUAAAGCUGGAGCAGCCGAUUCAGUGCGACGACUGCGAGGAGUAUUUCACGAACAACGUCGACUUCGCCCUUCACUCGAAAUGCCACGACAGAGACGGCAAGUACCGGUGCCACUUGUGCAUCAACUUCCGGAACGCUUCCAAGUACCAGAUAGAGAUGCAUGUGAGAGCGCAUGAGGGCACCACCAGGUACAAAUGCGAAAUAUGCAACCAGGGCUUUACCAUAAGCACCCACGCCAUAGAACACAAGUACUUCCACACGGGAGAGAAGCCUUUCCAGUGCGAGAUCUGUGGGAAACACUUCAUGUACUCCUGGUUCCUUUCCAGGCACAGGAAAUCGUCGCACUAUGAAAUUUUAACUGGUAGUCCUCUAGUAAAGUACGACUGUCCAAUUUGCAAUAAGCACUACGCUACCGCUUCCAGCUUAAGCAGGCACAAGCAAAGUAAACAUAAGAAGAUCGACGGUUCCGUGCUUUGCGAUAUUUGCGGGAAGAGAUUGUCAAGUAGAGAAAAGUUAAAAUUCCAUCUUAGGACCCACACCGGGUACAAACCGUACGGUUGCACGGUGUGUCCGAAGAGCUUCUCCAAGAAGGACCAGCUGGUAGAGCACGUCCGGGUCCACACGGGGGAAAAACCCUACAUCUGCAAGUACUGCGGGCGGGGGUUUACCCAGAGGACGCCUCUGAAGACCCACGAAAAGACCCACAUUAGAGACGAGAUGGGUGCGGGUUGUUCGGUGUGUGGCGUCAUUGGAACCUGCGGACACGUUCAGAACUACCAACUGCCGGCGCCUUUUAAUUACAAUUUCGACCCGAGGAAUACUUAGUUCUGUUCCGUGACAUGUUGGUUAUACCUUGCUCAUGCUUGGAGAGGUGGUCCACGUUUUAAGGCGCAAACUUCACUAGGCGAUAGACAAAAUUAUUUAAAGCAAAAAGUUUCCUGCGAACUGAUCGUAGUUCGCUUCGUUUUCGAGAUACAAGGUGUGGAAAUUAAAAAAUUAUACUACAUUUUAUGGAAUAUCUCUGAAGAUGAUUGACGUAAACUGAUGAAACUUGGGCCACUGAGUUAUCUAAAUAGAAGUAAAAAUUUGUUACGUUGGUUUACAAUAUGGCAACCAGUGGGGAAUAUACGAGGGGGUCAGUAGCACAGCACCAAUGAGUAUUCCGCAAUUUUUUUUUAUUACCAAUGGAAUUUAUAAAAAAGGCAGUCGAAUUUUAUUCCAAGUAAAACGGGAUUGUUAUUGUAACGAGCCCUUUUAGAGUCAUCAUCAUUUAGAGAUAUUUUACAAAAUGUGAUGUUUUUCUAUAAUUCCACACCCUGUAUCUUCUAUAACUAAGAGAACCACAAUACGGCUCUUAUUUUCUGGUGAAGCUUCCAAUUUAAAACUAUUCUGUACAGAAAUGUUAUACUUGUUCUCAAUUCCAUACAUCUUUAAAACAAUUGAACUAACGACACAAUAUCUUAAUACUCUAUUUUCAUAUGUUUAGAUAUUCACCGUAUUAAGGCAUUAUUUUUAAGGUUGUUCUUUAUUCACCUGUGAAAUAAAAAAACAUAUUUUAUCCUGUACUUAUUGUUCAAG